GUCCUCGUUUUCUAACUUUGUUUACACUUGUAACAAGGAAACUGUCUUCUACUAUAAAUUCAACACACACACUUGAUUUUGUUGCACCAUCUCUAUCACUCAUCAUCAUCAUUACCAUCAUCUGAUCUGUUCACCACGUCUCCAAUCAGAUCUGAAUUCCACAAGUUAAUUCAUCAUUUUUAGUUGAUCAAUUGAUAGUAUUCAUAAUAAUAAUAAUACUUAUGGCAAAUGCAUCAUCAUAUUGCGGUUACUCCUUUUUAUGUUCCCAAUCUGUUUUACGAUCUUCUUCUUCUUCAUUGUUUCCUUCUUCAUCUAAUAAUAAUAAUAAUAAUAUUAUAUCUUUCCGUACAUCCAAACACAGCAGUAAAAAAAACACUCUUCGUGUCCUCUCUAUGAUACAACGCCCAUCCAAAGCUGCAGAAGUGACCGCAAAGUCAUGGAACACAUCGGUUCUAGACAGCAAGAUCCCAGUACUGGUUGAGUUCUAUGCCAGUUGGUGCGGACCAUGCCAAAUGGUGCACCGAGUGAUUGAUGAAGUUGCAGCCGAGUAUGCUGGCAAGAUCAAGUGUUUUGUGCUUAAUGCUGACCAAGAUCCACUAAUUACAGAGGAAUAUGAUAUCAAAGCUGUACCCAUUGUGCUUUUAUUCAAGAACGGUGAGAAAUGUGAGUCGGUGGUUGGGACCAUGCCUAAAGAAUUUUACGUUGCUGCUAUUGAAAGGGUCUUGUCAUCUUCGUCAUGAACAUUUAAAGUGGUUGUGUAAAAUUCCAAUGGGUUGGUAUUACGUUGAGUUUUGCCUCCCUUAGUAUUGAAUGCGGGUUGAUUCAAUGGUGGUUUAGGGUUGAGAAAAGAAGUAUAUGCUUGGUGGAUCGGACCUUGCUGAUAUAAACUCGGUAAGAUUGGGGGUUCUAGUCUUGCUAGAAGAAAUGAGUGUGUUCCAUUGUAUAAAAAAUAAUGAUAAUAAUGUACUUCACGCGGUUAUAAUUUGUUAUGUUAUAUGCAUUCGAGCUUGUGGAUUCAGUUGAUAUCAA
Erigeron canadensis is the source of this 1029-nucleotide messenger RNA. Its product is annotated as thioredoxin M3, chloroplastic. Gene Ontology annotation, cellular component: cytoplasm. The transcript has 2 exons. The record is from RefSeq and is a predicted model, not a curated record. Lineage: Eukaryota; Viridiplantae; Streptophyta; Magnoliopsida; Asterales; Asteraceae. Gene Ontology annotation, molecular function: oxidoreductase activity, acting on a sulfur group of donors, disulfide as acceptor. The coding region runs from base 222 to 740 and encodes 172 amino acids.